Melampsora larici-populina 98AG31 is the source of this 963-nucleotide messenger RNA. Its product is annotated as short-chain dehydrogenase. NCBI's taxonomy places the organism in Eukaryota, Fungi, Basidiomycota, Pucciniomycetes, Pucciniales, Melampsoraceae. The transcript is spliced from 6 exons. The coding region runs from base 1 to 963 and encodes 320 amino acids. The record is from RefSeq and is a predicted model, not a curated record. Gene Ontology annotation, molecular function: oxidoreductase activity, acting on NAD(P)H, oxygen as acceptor. Gene Ontology annotation, cellular component: intracellular anatomical structure.
AUGGCCAAACGACCUACCAUCAUCCUCACCGGCGCCUCUAAAGGAAUCGGUUUAGCUACCGUCAAAAUCCUUCUAGCCGAGCCGUUCUCAGCAAAUGUUAUUACGCUCUCUCGAUCCACUUCACCAGAUUUGCAAGAAUUAGCCAAGUCUUAUCCUGAACAGUUAAGGGUUCACGAAGGGGAUGUGACAAAGGAUGAGGACAAUGAGACGGUAGUCAAGUCAGCCAUUGACAAGUUUGGAACUCUAGACGGUAAAAAUCCAAUGUGCUCUCGAAUCAGUUCACCGCCUGAUCAAUCUAUUUUUUCUCUCCUCGAUCAUCAUUUGUCAGGCUUGAUCUUGAAUGCAGGAAUAAUGGAACUUGGAAGAAUAUCAGAAACCUCGAUGGAUUCUUGGAAACGCGUCUUUGAAGUGAAUUUCUUUUCGCUAUUGUCCAUCCUUCACCUUGCGAUACCUCAUCUACGUACAUCCAAAGGCCGGGUGGUAUUUGUCAGCUCAGGUGCAUCAGUUAGUAAAGUAGCGGGGCUUCAGUUACACAAAAUAAAGUUUAUCAGAAUUAGACCAGUCUCUGACCAUCGUUUAUUGCUCACCAAUGCUGCUACAUCGCAUACUGCUGGGAUGAAACUCAGAUGGGCAAGUUACAAUACGAGCAAAGCAGCAAUGAACUCUCUAGCUCGUACACUCGCCAACGAGGAGCCUGAAUUGACCUCUAUAGCCGUUCGACCUGGAGUGGUCGAUACCGAUAUGCAAGUUCACCUUCGUGAACAUGGUUCGAAAGAUAUGAAAGCAGAAGAGUUGGAUAAACAUCUUAAGCUUCAUGCUAAUAAUCAACUCCUACCACCUUCGAAGCCUGGAUAUGUUAUCGCUGCACUCUCAAUCAAUACUCCUAUUCACUUGAACGGAGAGUUUUUAAGUUGGGAUUCAGCUGAACUCUCAGAUUUGACUUUGUCUAUUCCAGGGAAAUGA